Molecule: messenger RNA, 457 nt
Organism: Patiria miniata (bat star)
Lineage: Eukaryota; Metazoa; Echinodermata; Asteroidea; Valvatida; Asterinidae
Exons: 4
Coding region: 32-457 (141 amino acids)
Source: RefSeq, a predicted model, not a curated record
CCAGAGCUGUUAAAACCGAUCAGUCGCCAAAAUGCUCCAAAUCCUGCUUGCAUGUCUGAUGCUUGUCGUCAGUAGAGUGGAGAGUAACUGGAAUGCCGAAGAAAGCGAUUCAUCAAAAGCAAAAAUGGGAUUCAGUCGCAUCAAUAUGACAUGCAACGACGCUGAGGAUGUGUGUCAACACUGUGUCAUAAUUCCCCUCUUUGGACAGGAAUUCUUAACAGUUGUCGAAUACACGAAGGACCCUUACCAACUCGAGGUCAGUGUCCAAGAAGGAAGACAAUCCAGAGACUGGACCUUUUCUCAAGACGACCUAGCUGGAAAGUAUCGGUGGUGCGAAUCCGCCUACUCCGAAGCCAGUUGGGACUACGACACUCAUGGAGAUACACCAUUUGCUACGAAAACAUCUUUGAUGAUAUCUCCGUACCCGAAGAUUGCGCUAAGCCUCUUGCCGUCGUAA